UAUUAAUUUCUUGUGAACCAGAUCUGCAUCGUUUCGACGACAAAGGGCGCACUUAUUAACCAACACAAACUCAAGCCGAUCAUUUCUAAGGAAUAAUGAGGAUCAGUACGUGAGGUAGGUACGUGAUCUUUCCAACAUUUUUCUGCAGUGCUUAAUUGACACAAGCGUCAUAUCCAAAUGAUGCUUCGCUUCUUAUCGAUUUUUGCAAUUUAUGGACUGCUAAUCAGCACCACUAAAGCCGAAAUUGGAUGCAGAGAUGAAAACAAUAAACUUGUUGAUUGGUACUAUCUGUACAAGCUACCGGAAACCAAUUCCCACGAUCCGGAGUCCGGUUUGUACUACAGUUUCAUCACUUCGGACAACGCGGACAACCCAGAAUGGAAGCGAUCCAAGCAUAAUGUGAACCAAGCUAAAAGUGUUCCUGGAAGAACGCUGGAACCGAUCCUCAAGGAUGCCGGUAAGCAAUUUCUUUCGGUGCUUUACAACGAUGAACCUCCCACGGGUAAAACCGAUGGUUAUCGAGGCCAUACUAAGGGCGUUGUGGCCACAGAUGGUAUAACUGGGUUUUGGUUGGUCCAUUCGGUUCCGAAAUACCCACCGGCACUUGGAGAAGCCUAUCAGUAUCCACACACCGGUCGCAUGUACGGUCAAAGUUUCCUGUGCAUAACUUUCAAUGCGAGUGAGAUGAAUACAAUCGGUAUGCAGCUGAACAAAAAUGAGCCGCACGUGUACUCGUCUGGGGUGCCAAAUGGUUUGAAGGCCCAAUUUCCGGAUCUGGUCGAGGCAAUCAGUAUGAAGAAUAGUACCGAAGCUCCCCACUGGAGCCAUUCCAAACUAAUUUCGAGAAAUGGCGUUGUUUUCCGAUCGUUUGCUAAAGAUCGCAACUUCAGGAAGGAACUGUACGCCGAUUUCAUCGCUCCAACACUGCAGGUGGCACUGUUCGUGGAAUCGUGGCAACAUGGAACCGGAAAUCUACCGUCCAAUUGUAACAUCCCGGAGUUGGCUGUUCUAAACGUAAAAAGUGUAAAGGUGGGUGAUGCCGAAUUCACGACCCUGAAGGACCACUCCAAGUGGGCCGUUACUGGACCGGGAGAUUCGAGUUUCUGGAUCUGUGUGGGGGACAUCAACCGACAGGAGCACCAGAAGCUGCGAGGCGGGGGAAGUGUCUGUACCGAAUCCACCGGGCUGUCUAGCGUUUACUUCCGAUCGGUUGUGAAUGUUGAAGAGUGUCCUUUGGUUCGGAAUUAGUGUUUAAAAUUUUAUAACAGAUUUCACACAAACUAUGCUAAGUAUUAUGUUGUAAAAUUUUGUGAUGAUGAAGUCCGUACCCUAGGCUGUAAUGGGUCACGGCGACGGCGUGCAUUACUGUGUUUAUGGAAGUUGACGGUUUGGAAACAGACUCUAAACUAACAUAAACCUGAGAGGGCGGUUGCACGUAGCCUUAUUCGAUAUGAGAUCAUAGACAAUAAAUUAAAAGGUGAAUCAAUAUCGUGUACUUUUUCUUUGAUGAUCCAUGUUGAUAAGGUGAAUGGGAGUUGAAACACUUGCCCUCCCUUCCGUUGGACAACAACAGCAUUGCGCAGUGGAAAUAUCACAAUUAGUUGUUUUAAUGUUGAUAUUUCCACUUUUCCACCAUGCGCAAGUUAGAUUAGAAUAGACAGUAUUGUAAAUGAAUGAUAACUGCCAAAAUUAGAUAGGCAAUUCAAUUGUACAAGAAUUAGUUGGAUGAGGAUGUUAACAAUUGGCACAUGGUUAGGUAUUCAAUGUUCAAUGUGCUACUAGGCAAGGUAAAGUAAUAGUUUCCUUCUCCCCAAUGCUCUAGUAAGUGUGCAUUUGCGGUUUAUGAAUUUCGAAGGCUUAUUCUUAAAUCAAGCAUUUUACAAGAACUAGAGGCUUAUUGGAUCAAGGUGCUGUUUAGAUAGUUUUCUGUCAAAAAUAAUUCCUUUUCGUUUCAAUACUUUUUGAUAGAAUUGUCUAUUUUUUGGUUAGGUGUGAAAUUCAAAUAAUGAAGUAAAAGAUAGAUGAUAGUCCAGCAAAAUAAUAUCGGAGAUUUAUAAAU
Uranotaenia lowii is the source of this 2059-nucleotide messenger RNA. RefSeq names its product plancitoxin-1-like. Gene Ontology annotation, biological process: apoptotic DNA fragmentation. The transcript is spliced from 3 exons. NCBI's taxonomy places the organism in Eukaryota, Metazoa, Arthropoda, Insecta, Diptera, Culicidae. The record is from RefSeq and is a predicted model, not a curated record. The coding region runs from base 178 to 1248 and encodes 356 amino acids. Gene Ontology annotation, molecular function: deoxyribonuclease II activity.